CUAAGAACAUCAAGAUUUUUCUUUAUUAAAAAAAACAUGAAUCACUUCAUAUGCUCUCCACGUGUGCACGUCUUAUUCGACACAUGUAUUUUCAUAUCUCCUUUUUCUCUCUCUCCAUUUUAUUUUAUUUUAAAAAAUCAAAUCUAAUUUUUACCUCUCACUUUUUUCAAAUAACAAAAUAAAAAAAUUAUUAAAUUAAAAAAAUAACACAAUACUGACCGGAACAAAUUCCUGCGAAUAUCUUCACCGGAACUUCCAUUUUCACUUUUAGAGAGAGAAAAUUAGUGCUUAGAGAGAGAAAGUAAAAAUACUCUGCAAAUCAAUUACCCCACAAAAAUUCAGAAUUAGGGUUCAUUUAAUCUUCAUUCAGCUCAAAAUUAGCUCAAAAAAGAUUUAAUUUUUAAUUUACUUAUAAAAGAUUCAAACUUUGCUUUUAGAAUUUUUUCUACAAUAAUCCCACUAAAAUUUCAACCCUCUUUUUAUUUUUAAUCUUUUUUUUUUGUAGCUUCAAGUGUAAGUUUCUCUGUUCUUUUUGCUACCCUUUUUCCUCCCCACAAUUUUGCUUCCAUUUUCGGGUACUAAGAAACUUCAAGUUCAAUCAAGAAAUUUCAAGAAAAAGAAUAGUAUAAUAGUAUUAAGGGGGUUGUUUGUUUGUUAUUUUGGUAAUUUCCAAAAAAAAAUCAACAUUUGACUAUUCAGGAGAGAGAGAAAAUUUGGGUUUUUAUGGGGUUGAUAAACCCCGGAUUCUUCUUUUGAUGCAACAUUAAAAGGUUUAUUUUUAAAAAAUUAGUUUGAUUUUUUUGGGUUUUUCUGGGGAUUUUUUUUUUUUUUUUUUUUUUUUUUUUGAAAUGAGGCAUUCAGGGAUUAUUUGAGAAAAUUAAUUGAAGAGUAUGAGUAUUGGAAGAGAAGAGAAUGAUUGUGGGUCAAACAACCCGAAUUCUAGAAACGGGUCGAUCACCGGUUCACUUGAUGAGAGUCUUCUGGUUGACCCGAGGUUGUUGUUUAUUGGGUCCAAAGUUGGGGAAGGAGCUCAUGGCAAGGUUUAUGAAGGCAGAUAUGGUGACAGAAUUGUGGCUAUUAAAGUUCUUAACCGUGGGAGUACUACUGAUGAGAGGGCUUUGCUUGAAAGCCGCUUUAUACGGGAGGUUAACAUGAUGUCUAGAGUUAAGCAUGAGAACCUCGUCAAGUUUAUCGGAGCUUGCAAAGACCCAUUGAUGGUUAUAGUUACAGAAUUGUUACCAGGCCUAUCAUUGCGGAAGUACUUGAACAGUCUUCGUCCAAAUCAGCUAGAGCUAGAUGUGGUGUUGAGUUAUGCACUUGACAUUGCUCGUGCAAUGGACUGUCUGCAUGCUAAUGGAAUCAUACACAGAGAUUUAAAGCCUGAUAAUUUGCUGCUUACUGCCAAUCACAAGUCUGUGAAGCUAGCAGAUUUUGGUCUUGCGAGAGAAGAAACUCUGACCGAGAUGAUGACUGCAGAAACUGGGACGUAUCGCUGGAUGGCUCCUGAGUUGUACAGCACAGUCACUUUACGCCAAGGAGAAAAGAAGCAUUACAACAACAGGGUAGAUGUGUACAGUUUUGGAAUUGUCCUGUGGGAGUUGUUGACUAAUCGCAUGCCUUUUGAAGGAAUGUCCAAUUUACAAGCUGCAUAUGCUGCAGCAUUUAAGCAAGAGAGACCAAAAAUUCCAGAUGAUAUAGCCCCAGAACUUGCAUUCAUCAUACAAUCAUGUUGGGUCGAAGACCCUAACUUACGGCCUAGCUUCAGUCAGAUUAUCCGCAUGUUAAAUCAAUAUCUCUUUACACUCCAACCACCAGCACCUCCUCCACAGACGUGCUUGCCAGAAUCAGAGGCCAAUCAGGCUGCUUCAACAAGUAAUGGUGCCAUUACCGAGUUCUCAGCACGUGCUAGGGGGAAAUUCUCAUUCAUUCGCCAACUUUUUGCUGCUACAAAGAGGACAAGGAACUUGCAAUGAAGAAAAUCGGGUAAAAUUUUGUGUUGAAACAUUCAAUAGACGGUUAUUUUCUUCUCUUCCUCUUUUUUGUGUAAUAUCUUUUGAUUAGUUGGAGAACUUGAUGAUUAGCUCAGGAUGAUUAUUGAAAGAGAUAGCAUGUUAGUGAGGGAACAUGUUCUUGUUCAGAAAUAAAGGAAAUACACAAGUUGUCAAUAUUACACCAACGUCCACUUCAUUGUAAAGAAAAUAUGUAUGGCUUGAUCAAUUUGUUGCUCGGCAAGACUCAUUUAGAGUGUUGGAUGUGGAGUAGUGCCGUAAUGAGAUGAUUUAUACACGUAUAUAUCCUUCUAUGUGGCUUGUUUCA
Messenger RNA from Chenopodium quinoa (quinoa), 2316 nucleotides. RefSeq names its product serine/threonine-protein kinase HT1-like. The transcript is spliced from 6 exons. Bases 891 to 1973 code for a protein of 360 amino acids. Lineage: Eukaryota; Viridiplantae; Streptophyta; Magnoliopsida; Caryophyllales; Amaranthaceae. Gene Ontology annotation, biological process: protein phosphorylation. Gene Ontology annotation, molecular function: ATP binding; protein kinase activity. The record is from RefSeq and is a predicted model, not a curated record.